AUGGCCCACCGGACAGAACAUGACGACUCCUCCAGCUCAUCGAGCAAUGAGAUCGAACCGCGCCACAGCAGCAUUAGAAAUGGAGUCUCACCAUUAGCAAAGCAAAGCACUGCGGGCAGUUCUGGUUACUCGGUCUUGGAACAGCGCACGCAGUCAAUAGUCUCGCGCAUUCGCAGUCGAGUGCCCGGCCAAACGGCCAAAUUUAGCCAUCCGCUCACUCAUAGCAGGACUGGUCCUGAUGUUAUUGUCGAUUUUGAUGGUCCGGAUGAUCCAUACAGACCUUUAAACUGGGGGUUUAAGAAAAAGGCUAUCACGACCCUGCUAUAUGGACUAACAACUAUGGGUGCGACGUGGGCGAGUUCGAUCUAUUCGACAGGCCAGGCGGAGAUCAGCGAGGAAUUUGGCGUCUCGAUUGAGGUUGCCACGCUCGGAACCUCGUUAUUAUUAUUCGGCUUGGGCUUAGGACCAUUGAUCUGGGCGCCUCUAUCAGAGCUGUAUGGCCGCAAGACCGCCGUGCUACCGCCUUACUUUCUCGCAGCCAUCUUCUCUUUCGCGACAGCCACUGCAAAAGAUCUCCAAACCAUCAUGAUCACCAGGUUCUUCACGGGCUUCUUCGGCUCAGCCCCUGUGACCAACACAGGCGGUGUCCUGAGUGAUAUCUGGACCCCCGAAGAGCGUGGAGCUGCCAUUGUUGGCUAUGCCAUGGCCGUGGUGGGCGGGCCCGUUCUUGGACCUAUUGCAGGUGGUGCUAUUGUCCAAAGUGAUCUAGGUUGGCGAUGGACCGAAUAUCUCACCGGCAUCAUGAUGAUGUUCUUCCUACUCCUGGACCUGCUCUUCGUCGAUGAGAGCUAUCCGCCAAUACUCCUAGUCUACAAAGCCCGCCGCCUUCGCUUCGAAAGCAGCAACUGGGCCCUCCAUGCCCGCCAUGAAGAAUGGGACGUAACCAUUAAAGAAAUCGGCAACAAAUACCUCGUCCGCCCCUUCCAGCUCCUCGCCACCCCAAUCUGCUUCCUCGUCGCCCUCUACGCCUCAUUCGUCUACGGCAUCCUCUACCUCAGUUUAGCCUCCUUCCCAAUUGUCUUCCAAGAAAUCCGCGGCUGGAACCAAGUCGUCGGUGCCCUCCCCUUCCUCGCCUACCUAGUCGGUAUCCUAAUUGGCGGAGCCGUCAACCUCGCAAACCAAAGAUUCUACAUCAAGCGCUUCAAAGCGAACAAUAACCGAGCCGUUCCUGAAGCCCGUCUCCCUCCCAUGAUGAUCGGCUCUGUCCUGUUUGCCGCGGGCAUGUUCGUGUUUGGCUGGACGAGUCCAAAGCACAUACACUGGAUUUGUCCGAAUAUCGGCGCCGUCAUGAUGGGUUUUGGCUUUUUUACCAUCUUCCAGGCUGCGCUCAACUAUCUUGUUGAUACGUUUCAGAAAUACGCUGCCAGCGCCAUUGCCGCGAAUACCUUCCUGCGCUCGAUGUUUGCGGGAUGUUUUCCGCUCUUCACUUCGGCCAUGUUCCAUAAUCUGGGUGUUCCCUGGGCUGCGAGCGUGCUGGGGUUCAUUUCUGUCGCAUUGAUUCCCAUUCCGUUCCUAUUCUACAGGUACGGGAAGCGAAUUCGAGCCCGGGGGACGUGGUCGAGAGAAUCUGUUUGA
Penicillium bovifimosum is the source of this 1635-nucleotide messenger RNA. Its product is annotated as MFS transporter. Gene Ontology annotation, biological process: transmembrane transport. Gene Ontology annotation, molecular function: transmembrane transporter activity. The record is from RefSeq and is a predicted model, not a curated record. NCBI's taxonomy places the organism in Eukaryota, Fungi, Ascomycota, Eurotiomycetes, Eurotiales, Aspergillaceae. The coding region runs from base 1 to 1635 and encodes 544 amino acids. The transcript has 4 exons.